Messenger RNA from Podospora anserina S mat+, 1065 nucleotides. RefSeq lists its product as uncharacterized. The record is from RefSeq and is a predicted model, not a curated record. Bases 1 to 1065 code for a protein of 354 amino acids. The transcript has a single exon. Lineage: Eukaryota; Fungi; Ascomycota; Sordariomycetes; Sordariales; Podosporaceae. Gene Ontology annotation, biological process: signal transduction.
AUGGCCGACCCACUUUCAAUCGUUGGUGCUGUGGGCUCGGUGGCAGGCAUCAUCGAUGUCCUGUCACGAUCCAUCAGCGCCAUUGCAACCCUCCGCAACCAGUACAAGGAUGCCGACCUACUAUUCAUGAACCUCACCAGUCAGCUGAGCGUCCUACGAACAGGGCUGGUCAAAAUAGCAGAAUGGGCCGAAACACAACCAGAGCCUCACUAUCAGCUAAAAAUGGACCUGGAUUCGGUGCUGAUGUGCUGCCAAAUCCUGGCCAGCAAACUCGACAACCACCUCGAGAGUCUGCAUCAGGGACGCGUGCGGUUGAGCAGCAUUGGAAAGUUGAAGCUCGCUUUGAACGGAUCCAAUAUCGACGCCAUCCAAAAGAUGCUCGGACAACAGACGGCCACCUUGACACUACUCCUAGCAGCCUGCAACACCAAAUCACUUGCUGAACAACGAGAGCUCCUCGAGGCGCCAUCCACACGAACCGCCAUCGCCGCGAUGGAGCAGGACUCGGCCUCUCUGAUCGUGCACGAAGACAGAACUUCAAUAUGCACCGUGGAGACUGACACCCUGUCGAGACUCUCUGCCAUCUUCCCAUUCGACAGCCAACUGCUCACCACAAAGGUUUACGGUCGUGCCUGGAGAACAACCUUCUUGAACCGUGGUCCAAAAACAUCCCGACGAACAUUGUCUGAAGCAACGACCCUAUUGCCAGCUGAAACCGAAAGGAGAAUGACGAUAACGAUACACCGAGUCCCCAACAGAAGGAACAGUACUAGCAACAUCCCCAUCGGCCCUCCUUUCAAUUCGAAAGUCAAAAUCCUGCUUUUAGGAGCUGGGGGUUCAGGUAAGAGCACGCUGUUGAAACAAAUGCAGUAUGUCUGGGGCAACCAGAGUCAAAUGCCGAUGUCUCAUGACAAGAUCCGCAUUAGACGUGAAGUUGUCCAGGAACUUUGUCGCUUUUUCUAUUUACUCCUGUUUGGCCAGGAAGACGCUGUGGCUCAACUGGUGUGUGGAAAAAUGGUUAGUCGCCUGCCCCUGGAGCCCUACCAUUCAUGUUCUGGACGCUGA